Dioszegia hungarica is the source of this 1683-nucleotide messenger RNA. RefSeq lists its product as uncharacterized. Bases 1 to 1683 code for a protein of 560 amino acids. Lineage: Eukaryota; Fungi; Basidiomycota; Tremellomycetes; Tremellales; Bulleribasidiaceae. The record is from RefSeq and is a predicted model, not a curated record. The transcript has 3 exons.
AUGGCCGAAAUGAGGAUCGGCGUGGCGAAUGGAGGUGGUAUGCCCAUGAACGGCGUGAGCGCUGUGGGUACUGGAGCUACCGGCCAAGCUGCAGCUCAGGCACCACUACAAGCGGCUCCCGCGGCUGGAGCAGCUGGUGCGAUCGCAGAAGCUGUCGAAGCUGGAGUUGCUCCCCAGGCUGGACAAGCUGUACCUGCUGCAGGACCACAAGCUCCAGUCUCUGCGCCCGGUCCGGGGACCUGGCAGCCCGCCGCUCCCGCUGCUCCGGUGGCACCAGCACCAGUGCAGCCCGUUCAGCCUGCCGCUGGCGCUCAACAACCCCAAGCCGCACCGUACAACCCCCCUCCCUCAGUAGCGGCUGCGCCGCUCUCCCUCCCUGCCACCUACGGCUCCUCCGACGCCUAUAAUCCCCUCACCUCGCCAGAUUCCUCCACAUCCACCUCGCUAUCUUCGGGAUCAAAAGCCGCCAUUGCUGUUCCCCUCGUUAUCGUAGCUCUGGCAAUCCUCGCACUGGGCGGUGUAGUUUGGUACAAGAGGCACCCGAGGAAUGGUGCAGGGAUCUCGAGGAGGAGGAGCUAUGGGGAGAAGGAUGAUAUGUCGCUUUCGGAGAAGGCUAUGAUUCCGGGCUAUGGGCGGAAGCCGAGUCGCUCGACCAGUAUCCGCUCUUUAGCCAGCACGGUCAUUGGCUCUUCUCGCGGCGUGACGGUCGUCCCACAUAUCGACGUCCCGGAUCUUGCUCGGCCAGCCCCAUCGGUCGCUCCAUCUAUCGCCUCAAUUCGGCGGCCGACUGCCAUGAACCUCACCAAACCUCUCCCGCCCAUUUCAGAGUACGGGAGCAAUAGCUCUGGUAGCUCUGCGCGCACCCGCUCCACCGUCCCUGUCAUAGCGGCCGCCACUGUCGCACGGCGUGCGGACGCUCAAUACCUCCAUUCUCCCUCGUCUCCCCGGCCUCGGUCCGGUCCCGAGACCAUCGUGGAGGAAGGAUCGGUCCGCUCAGAGGAGGACGGGGAGAGCGAGAUGUCAACGGCAUAUACGACUGCUCCAAACUCGCCUCGGGCGCGGAUGCGGGCCAGCCAGAACAAAGGGUACUUUGCCACCUCCCGUCUCUCCACCUUGAGCAUCGGCGGUAUCUCCAUCAACCGCUCCUCCCCUCCUGCAGCUUCCGUCUACUCGACCCACUCUGCCCCUCUUCCCCGAUCAAAGCGGUCCGGUCCGUCCCGCCGACCCAUCCCUCAACACGUGUACUCCUACGCUCAAUCCCUCCCCAACUCCAUCGCUCGCGUAGCGCCCGUCUCCUCCGCUCGGCGCUCACCCGCUCUCGCACCAGCUCUCGCUCACAGCCCGCAGUCCUCCUGCGAAUCGGAGUCUCUGCCGGAGAUGGUUGACUUCCCUCCCGAUCACCCCUUCGCCAGGAAGUAUGGCGCCUCGCACACCUCGCAUUCGUCCUCGAGGUCAAAGCACAUCAAGCUCCAGGCGUACGAGACCGAGGACGCCGAGUCGAUGGUCCGGUCCAUCACGGAACGGACCGAGUUGACGCUUCCGUGGGGAUUCGCCGAGGCAAAGAAGGCAAAGGUCGACGACGGGGUCAAGCCCCUGAGGCAGGAGACAAAGGAGUCGGGGGUGAAGCUGUUCAGAGAGGAGACGCGCAAGGGGGCGGACUGGGCCAGGGAGAGGCAGCUAUAA